AUGACUGCAGCCCUGCAGACUGGACUCCUCCUCCUCUCAUUUGUGGUGGCGUGUGAGAGCGAGCCGACACACGCUGGACCCGACAAGGCGGGGGAGUCACAUGGGAGAUCCAGACUGGUCCACCUGACGUCUCACUGGGCCUUCCAGCUGGCCAAUGACUCCCUGGCCUUCUCCAGGGCCGACGGGUUCUGCCGAGGCCAGUUCAGCUCCCUGGCCUCCCUCCAAGACCCAGAGGACCAGGAGGGGGUCCAGGAGCUGCUCCGGCAGGCCGGGCACCGAGCACCCAUCUGGGUCAGGGACCCGAGCAGAGCCGCCGCCACCAGGGCCGUGGCCCUCUCCAGACAGUAUGUGCCCUUCUCAGCUCUGAACUUCCCUAAGGAGUCCCUCGAGGGCUUCGCCCGCGUCAACGUGUCCUUCCCGGCGCUGGCGUCCGUCAGCGUGUGCGUCCGCGUCCAGUGGGACGCGGCGUGGACCGAGGUGUCCACCAUCUUCUCCUACGCCGCGCCCGUCUUCACCAACGAGUUCCAGCUGCGGGGCCAGGUGGACCUGCAGGGCCGCAUCCUGCUGGCGCUCAUCGUCCACGGGAAGCACCUCCCCUACAAGGCGUCCUUCCCCAACGACGGGGCGUGGCACCACGUGUGCGUCACGUGGCGGCGGGGCGGCGGCCUCUGGGCCAUCUACGUGGACGGGAACCGAAGGGACGCGGGCUCCGGCGCCGACUCCCCCGGGAGCAUCUACGGGGACGGGAUCUUCAUCCUGGGUCAGGACCAGGACUCGUUCGGAGGGAACUUCACGGAGCCUUUUUUUGGGAAUAUCACCGAUCUCAACGUGUGGAGGACGUCUCUGGAGGCGCGGCACGUCCGCGCCCUCAACGCCUGCUUGGCCGCGACCCGGGAGCUGCUCUUCAGCUGGAGCCCCGCCCACCUCAGCACACACCCGGUGGUCCAGGAGGUCCAGGGUCUGCUCUUCUGUCCCGCAGUGCACCAGCAGGGGGCGCUGCAGGGCUGCAGGACGCUGCAGGGCUGGACCAAUCAGCUGCCUCUGCUGGGCUCCUCUGAAUGCUCCGACCCGCUGCUGUUCAUCUGCAGGAGCAGGAGAGAGCGAUACCUGAGGAUGAAGCAGAUGACGGAGGCUCAGAACUCCCAGCAGCCCUCGGCCUUCAUGACCCGCCUGAUGAAGCUGAGCAACAGAACCCAGGCGGUGCUGACCCAGCAGCCAUCGGGGCUGAGCAGCCGGGCCGAGGCCUCCGCCCUGCUGGACCUCUCGGCCCGGGCCCUGGAGGACCCCCAUGGAGGGGGACUGGAGCCCACCGACAUGGUGGCCAUCCUCCAGCUGCUGUCGCUGGCUGCUGACGCCCAGCCACCGGACCACAGGGGCCCGGUCCAGGACCCGGUCCAGGACCCGGUCCGGGAGCUGAGCCAGAACUUCAUCAGUGUGGCAGACAGCCUCAUCAGUGAGGACAACGCCCUCAAGUGGCAGGCCAUCAAAGAGGUGGUGAACGGGCCCAUGGACCUGGUCCAGAGCGUGGACCGGAUGCUGAGCAGCCUGACCUCUCGCCUGAUGGCAGAGACGGACCAGCUGGUCAUCAGCAGGCCCAACAUCAAAGUGGAGGUGCAGCAGCAGCGGCUGCAGGAGGCGUCCCGAGGAGGAGGAGUCAGCUUCUGCGGGCCGGAGGCGGAGCUUGACUGCAUCUCAGUGCCUCAGCAGGACAUACAGGAUCUCCACAGCAACGGCUUCCUGCAGCUCACGCUGGUCAACACGUGGUACGGCUCGCUGUGGCCGCUGUUCAACCCCGAGGAGAACGGCACCAUGAACAUCACCAUGGUGCCCACCGUCACCGACGGCAACCAGAGGUACCUGGGCACCGUCCUGGGCUCUUCGGUCAUCUCCAGCACGGUGAUGGGAGACGACCAGCUGGUGAGCACCGCCGUCCACUUCCACCUGCAGCACCGAGUAAAGAAUCCCGUCGGCAGCGUGUUCCAUCCCGUCUGCGCCUUCUGGGACUUUGAUCUCACUCCGGAGGCCGGUGGUGGGUGGAGCACCAGUGGAUGUGCCGUGGUGUCCAGACACUACAGACACACCGUCUGCUCCUGCAACCACACCACCAACUUUGCACUGCUGCUGCAGAUGUAUGAAGCCCAGAGGAGCCCAGAGAACGAAAGAGCUCUGCAGGUGCUGACGUUCAUCGGCUGUGGAGUGUCUCUGUGUGGCCUCCUCUUCACCUUCAUCCUCUUCAUCGCCGUGGGCGUCCCCAAAUCAGACCGCACCACCGUCCACAAGAACCUGAUGGUGUCUCUGGGCGUCGCCGAGCUGCUGCUGAUGUGCAGCGACUGGGCGUCGGCCAAUGAGGCGGCGUGCUUCGUGGUGACCGCCCUCCUCCACCUCUUCUUCAUGGCCUCCUUCUCCUGGAUGCUGGUGGAGGGCCUCCUGCUGUGGAGCAAGGUGGUGUCAGUGAACAUCAGCGAGGACCGAAGGAUGAAGCUCUACUACGUCAUCGGCUGGGGUCUCCCUGUCCUCGUGGUGGGCGUGACUCUGGUGGUCUCGGUGGACGAGUACAAGGCCGACGACCACUGCUGGCUCAACGUGCACACAGACACCAUCUGGGCCUUCGUGGGGCCCGUGGUGUUCGUCCUGCUGGUCAAUACGGUGGUGCUGUGUCGGGUUGUCAUGGUAACCGUCUCCAGCGCUCGGCGCCGGGCGAAGAUGCUCAGUCCAGGCUCGGCCUCAAAGAUGCAGACCUUUGACCUCACCUGGGCUGUGACCCGCCCAGUUCUCAUCCUGCUGCCGGUGCUGGGUCUGACCUGGCUGUGUGGGGUGCUGGUCCAUCUGUCGGUGGUCGUCGCCUACGUCUUCAUCGCUCUCAACUCACUCCAGGGCCUGUAUAUCUUCUUUGUGUAUGCUGUUUACAACAGUGAGGUGAGGAAUGCCAUAAAGAGGAUCAAAGAAAAGAGAAAGGCCUUAUCUUUCACGAACUGUUCUCAGCCAACCAGCUUCCUACCUUCCCAGAGGGCCCCGCUUACCUCCUGGGGCCACAGUCCUCCAACCCCCUUCAGCCCUGAAACUAGUGAAACUUCUGGACCGCCCAGCUCCACCUACACAUCGUUGGUUAUCAAGAACGAGAGCUUCGGGAAGGAACGUUUUGUGAGUUUCUCGUUGAAACCAGCAUCAGGAAGCCAAGUGGUCCAGCUGACGGGGUUCAAGCCAUCAGGUUGUUGAGCCACACGGGGAC
Molecule: messenger RNA, 3229 nt
Organism: Pseudoliparis swirei
Lineage: Eukaryota; Metazoa; Chordata; Actinopteri; Perciformes; Liparidae
Gene: adgrd2
Product: adhesion G protein-coupled receptor D2
Exons: 25
Coding region: 1-3216 (1071 amino acids)
Biological process (GO): cell surface receptor signaling pathway; adenylate cyclase-activating G protein-coupled receptor signaling pathway
Cellular component (GO): membrane
Molecular function (GO): G protein-coupled receptor activity
Source: RefSeq, a predicted model, not a curated record